CCUACAAAUCCAUCAACAUCGCCAUGCGCAAAGGAUUACUUCUCUCUCUAGCUUUUCUCUCUCUGCAACUCUGAGCCGGCCUUGAGAGAGAAGAAGCUAGAGAGAGAGAGAGUAUUGAAAGGAUAGUUUUAAUGGAGAUCACAAGGGCUUCAAUGGUGAUGGUGGCGAUUGUCACUCUCAUUUUUGCCGUCUUUUUCCCUGCUACCAUGGCUCAUUCUGCCGCUCCGGCUCCCGCUCCGACCAGCGAUGGAGCAGCAAUAGACCAGGGGAUAGCAUAUGUGCUAAUGUUGGUGGCUUUGGCGGUGACAUACCUGGUUCAUUAAACAUUUUGACGACUCCUCAUGAUCGAGCAAUGCAAGAGAGACAAAGAGAGUGUGAUUGAGUAUGUAUUUCAAGCAACGCAAGAGAAAAUCCCAAUUUUUGUAAUUGCCAAGUAUUGUCAAUGAGGGUAUCUUUUAUGUUUCAUUGGAGUGAUUGAGGGAUGGAUUGUUUUUAGAGAUUUCCUUCAGACAAUGUUCUUGUCGUUACCAUUCUUUUAGUUGAUAAUUCCUUUGUUGGUGUCAAAA
Molecule: messenger RNA, 566 nt
Organism: Rhododendron vialii
Lineage: Eukaryota; Viridiplantae; Streptophyta; Magnoliopsida; Ericales; Ericaceae
Product: arabinogalactan protein 41-like
Exons: 2
Coding region: 132-323 (63 amino acids)
Source: RefSeq, a predicted model, not a curated record